This is a messenger RNA of Xylona heveae TC161, 4290 nucleotides long. Its product is annotated as DUF1709-domain-containing protein. The transcript is spliced from 7 exons. Gene Ontology annotation, molecular function: GTP binding. NCBI's taxonomy places the organism in Eukaryota, Fungi, Ascomycota, Xylonomycetes, Xylonales, Xylonaceae. The record is from RefSeq and is a predicted model, not a curated record. The coding region runs from base 1 to 4290 and encodes 1429 amino acids.
AUGUCGGCUCAGACGGUGCAACCGCUGCGCAUCAACAAGACGACGCCUUUGUCACCGAAGAGCAAAAUGAAUGGCUCUGGCAACCCGCAGCCUUUGUCAGAAUUAAGCCCGGUAGAGGGCCGCAGAAACUCAGGAAACUUCAAACAAACAAACAAGAAGGGUACAGCCAACGGAGAUUCAUCGCCAUUUGAUUCUUCUCCCAACACAACGGCCUCCCCACGAGCCUUUUGGCAAGGACAUGCCAGCUCAACAGCGCAAAAUCGGCUCAGCUUUGAGAAGUCAACGACCGGAAAGGAACAUUCGCCGUCUCCGAUGAGACGCACUUCCAUUGAAAACCUCAAGCGAGCCUCGAGAGUUAAGAAUAGUAGUAUGUUUGCGCGCGAAGCAAAGCAGGAUGAAAAUGUCAAAUUAGACAAUAGCAAGCCUCCCCUGUCAAACCAUGCACGGCAAGACCUCAAACCUCUAGAACCUCUUUCGCCCAGCAGAAACCAGACCUCGCCGACUAAAUCAGCGCUUUCUUCAAAUGGCAGAUUCGGUGCGGCAUUGAGGACCUUUGAUCCGGAGAGGGGCAAUUGGUCCGACGAUGCCGCGUCCGAAGACGAGCGAAAGCACCCAGUCAGCCGCAUCCAGCGUGGCUAUGCGAAGAGUGUCACUUUUGAUGCCGCCCCUCCGCAAAUCAACGAGUACGAGAUGACCACACCAGAUCUCUCCGUAGCUUCCAGCUCCCGCGAAGGAAGCUAUGAUUCCGUUGAAGAUGAAGAAGAUGACGAGGAGGAGGGAGAAGACAGCUAUGAGGAGGAGUCGGCCGAAGACAUGGAUGACAGCUUCGAUGCCUCCCUCGAAGACACUGACAAAACUCCCGUGGUGGAGCCGGACGACUGGCCGCACAUGUCUCCUCAAGCGGCACAUGCACGAUAUGACCCACAUUUAGAAGACCCUUUCGACGAAUCUGCCAGUCCAGCGCACAUAGAAACGAUUCACGAGCGACCAACUCCAACUCGAUCCGACUCGGAAGGUUCCAAUGGCGAUCGACGUCCUCUUCCACCGCUUCCACCACCUGGCUUGGCCCCUUUUGCGCGGGAGCGAUCGGCAUCCACAAGCAGUCUAUCCGCAGCAGCAGAACGUAUGAGAAGCUUCCAGCGUCGCACUCCAUCUCCUCCACGGCCAGCGUCAGCGACAAAGGCGGAGAUUCACAGUCUGCAAGGAAACGCCAUGCCUCUGUCCGAGCGGCUGCAACUCAUGAUGCUUCAUGAUGACGGCGACAGGAAGCAGAAUGCUGACGAGCCUCAAAAGAAGAAGAAGGAGGAGGAGGAGGAGGAGGAGGAGGAGGAGCCAGAAAAUGGUUCUAAUUUACCAGAGGAAGAAGACUACCAACUGCCGCACAUCUCUCGGGAAUCCAUUUUGCAAAAGGUCAAGGACAACUCGCAACAUUACAGUUAUGAUUUUUCUUCCCCGGCACCGAGUUCAAGCCCAGAUAGAAAUCUGCGCGACCUUGAUCCCGAUGUACCAAUUCCUUCACUGGAAGAAUCUAUCGUCUUUGACGGAAAUGAGGAACAUCAUCACUCCCAGCACGGCAAUGACGAAGAGCAGAAUGACCUGAUUAGGUACUCGAUUCCAGAAAACUAUAGAAACCGCUCAGAGUCAGCCUUUGAAGAUGACAAUGAUGAUAGCGGCUCAGUCAUUCACCACGAUAUCAGCGAUCGUGACCUUACAGAAGAAUAUGAAGAUGAUGCAAGCCAGUAUUCUCAGCAGACAGCUGAGGCUGAACCUGAGCAGCCCUCUUCUGAUAGUACCGUCGAGGACGAGGCGCCCCCAACUCCGACUCGACGAGUGUCUGCCGAGCGCCAUACUGAAGGCACUGAAGACAAACACAAGAGCUUGAUUGAUUUUGACUCUUUUAUGAACUCGGAAGACUUCAGAAUAGGAUUUGGGUCAUAUAUGGACGACUCAACCCAACAGCGUCUUGAUCACCACGAGCAAACAGAGCAGCAAAUGGAGCAACCGCAAGAGAUUUUGGAGAGACCGAUGACGCCGGCCGACCAAUUACAGCCACCAAACUUUUCAUUUGAGGGGCAAGAGGACACGCCGUGCACUCCGGAUUCAGUGAUCCAUCGUCCAAUGCAUUCUGACGCAUCGCCUCCGCCACCGCCUAGCAACCGGCUAAGCAUUCCUGAUCCAAUUGCCACAAUUAAAGCGCCUGGCGGCAAGCUCAAGACAAGACCUUCAGCCACGCCAGCUGAUAUGGCAACACUUGCAGCCACAAGACGCCAAGUCAGUGGCAAUUAUGGAGCUCCGCCACCGCGAGCCUCGUCGCCAGAAGAAGUUCCAGCUGUGCCAGCACUUCCAGAGAAGGUUGAAACACCUAUUAAUGAAGAGGCGCAAGCCGGUAACCGUUCGGACGAAACCGAGUCCGAGGAUCGGGUUGGUGAUCUUAAAGCCCAAACCAACGCGAAGAGUUUGGGCGAGAUUGAGAAACCUGAAGCACAAUUGGCGCGAAAGCGCAGCCUGAUGCAACUCGAUAUUCCUGUCGCUGGUUUCGCAGAGGGUUUGACAUUUGGUCUGGAUAAGGAGUUUGACAGAGUCAUUGAGAAUCAAAAGCGAGGCUAUUUGAUGCGGCAGAACACCAAAGUCAUUGUCGCAAGCAGCAAAACGGAAGAUUCGGCGCCGGAAGCCCCAGAGAGGGGAACGCGGUCCGCUAGCAGCAGUCCGAAAAAACCAACCCAUGAGCGCUCGCAAUCAUGGACGACCGAGCCUUGGAACGGAAAGUCGCGUCGGCGGAGCAUAAGGCAGACAUCCUCAGCUAUACAAAAGGCUCCGUUGAACAGCCCAGCGCCGCCUCUGCCAGGAACCCAGAGCAACGUCAGUGGCCAUGUUGCAACUACAACUACCCCUGUCGAGGAAGAAACCGCAGAAGAAGGUAGCGAGAGGGGUAGACUGUUUAUUAAGGUUGUCGGAGUUAAGGAUCUGGACUUGCCGUUACCUAAGAAUGAGCGAACAUGGUUUUGUCUGACGCUGGACAAUGGUCUUCACUGCGUUACUACCGCAUGGCUGGAGCUGGGCAAAAAUGCGCCCAUUGGCCAAGAAUUUGAGUUGGUAGUCUUGGAUGAGCUCGAAUUUACAUUGACUCUUCAGACCAAAUUGGCCGAACCAGUUCCGCAAACAAUCUUUGACAGCCCUUCAAGGAUACCCAAGAGUCCCAAACCGUCUACUUUUAGUAGAGUAUUUGCUUCACCAAGGAAGCGUAAAGAGCUGGACAAGAAACAACAAGAAGAAGAGCAGCGAUUGGCUGCUCAGCGCGUACAGGAAGCAAAUGCCAAGCGUCGAUCAGUACGCAUCACUGCGUGGGAUCUUUUGCAUAACCUUGUUGGAAAGGAUGGCAGCUUUGCGAGAUCUUAUGUCUGCCUCGGCGACCAUGAGAAGCAAGCUUUUGGUCAAGCGCACACCGUCACGGUCCCUUGCUUCAAUGAAUGGGCUGUUGACGAAAACGCCGCCAACAGUAGCGUCAAGAGUAAGCGCAGCAAUGUUGGGGGAGCCCCAAAGCGACCGCCUUACCGAAUUGGAAAGCUUGAAUUGCAACUAUUCUACUUGCCAAAGCCAAAGAAUGCGCAGGACUCGGACAUGCCGAAGAGCAUGAGUGCAUGCAUCAGAGAGCUUGAAGAGGCUCGAGCAAGCGCGGCAAGAACAUGGGAAGGUGUUCUCACUCAGCAAGGUGGUGAUUGUCCGUACUGGCGUCGCCGCUACUUUAAGCUCGAUGGGUCUAAACUCACUGCUUAUCAUGAGACAACGCGCCAGCCAAGAGCUACGAUUAACUUGGCGAAAGCCUCUCGUCUGAUUGAUGACCGGUCGUCGCUCCUGCAAAAAGAAGCUUCUGGCAAAGGAGGCUCUCGCCGAAAGUCUGCAUUUGCUGAAGAAGAAGAAGGCUACAUGUUUGUCGAAGAGGGUUUCCGGAUUCGCUUCGCGAAUGGAGAGACCAUUGAUUUCUACGCUGACAACCCUGAGCAAAAGGAGGACUGGAUGAAGGUGCUGAGCGAAGCUGUUGGCAAAGAGGGUGGUGGCAAACGUGGCUGGACCGAUAUUGUCCUGGCUAAGGAGAGAUCAGCUGCAAAGCCACCAGCUUCCACAACGAAGGCGUCUCCUGAAAAGAGACUGCCUAUUCCCACCUCGUCCCGGUCGGUGCCUAGCACUCCGAGCCGUGGCGGCGCUCCUGUGCCCGUGGAGAAGAGCCCUCGACACCAGCCGGGAACGCCGCGGACUACGGGUCAUCGCCCAAGCAAAUCUGUGGUUUUUUGA